Molecule: messenger RNA, 8095 nt
Organism: Drosophila ananassae
Lineage: Eukaryota; Metazoa; Arthropoda; Insecta; Diptera; Drosophilidae
Gene: htk
Product: proline-rich protein 36
Exons: 6
Coding region: 355-7920 (2521 amino acids)
Biological process (GO): regulation of transcription by RNA polymerase II
Cellular component (GO): nucleus
Molecular function (GO): transcription cis-regulatory region binding
Source: RefSeq, a predicted model, not a curated record
UACACUGUACAAAACAUUGAAUAUACCGAUAACAGCGCUAGUGUUAUCGACAGUCGUUCAUCUCUAGAGAAAAUUUCAUGCGCCAAAAACAUAAACUAAACUGUUGAAAUAACGUGAAGGACACCGAAUUCUCAGUAAAAAAUCGUCCUGGAUAUAAACAAUCAUCUCCUCAUCGGGGGGGUGGCGCAGCAAAGGAAGAAGAAGAGCGACAACGCUGCAACCGAAUAAAAAAAAAAAUUAUAAACAAUAAAGGGAAUUAAGUGAGAAAUAAAUGGUGGCAAUGAUAAAGUGGAGUGUUUAAAGUCCGCUCCAGUACCGGAUAAUCGAAGCAACGAACGAGAUAAUCAGCAAAAGAUGCAGCAAGUGGACGAUCCGCCAUCGCUGCCGGUGGGCACGGAAGUGAGUGCCAAGUACAAGGGAGCCUUCUGCGAGGCCAAGGUCAGCAAGGUGGUGCGCAACAUCAAGGUGAAGGUGGCCUACAAGCAGGGCCUGGGCUCGGGAAUCGUCUCGGAUGACGCCAUCAAGGCACCCACAGGCCAGCUGCGUGUCGGCGCCGUUGUCGAAGUACGGCAUCCGGAUCGCAAGGAGACCGUGGAGGCGACCAUAACCAAGAUCCAGGACUGCUCGCAGUACACGGUGGUCUUCGAUGACGGGGACAUCACCACCCUGCGGCGGACGGCGCUGUGCCUGAAGAGCGGGCGGCACUUCAACGAGAGCGAAACGCUGGACCAGCUGCCCCUCACCCAUCCGGAGCACUUCGGGAAUCCCGUGGUGGGCGGCAGAAGGGGCCGAAGGCGCGGCCAGCUAAACGAGGACAGCUCCGACGACGAUGACGAGAGCGAUGCCAAGGAGGUGGUCAACGAGAAGGAGGAGAACAUCGGCAAGGUGGUGUGCGUGGAGACCGAGUCGAAGAAGAAGGACAAGGAGAAGUGGUUCCCCGCCCUCGUGGUGGCGCCCACAGCCCAGGCCACGGUCAGGAUUCGGGUGAAGGACGAGUACCUGGUGCGAUCGUUCAAGGACGGACGCUACUACACGGUGCCCAAGAAGGAGGCCACCGAGUUCACGCGCGAAGUGGCCAGCAAACAGGACGUGCCUGCAGUGCAGGCGGCCUUGGAGUUCCUCGACAGCAGCAUCCUGCCGCCGCACUGGGAUCGCGACUCCCUGUUCGGCCUCUCCAAUCUCUCCAGCGACGAUGAGGGCGAGAUCGAUUCGGACUCCUCCGACGACGAGCCGCACGAGGAGAAGGAUCGCUUCGUGGCCCAACUGUACAAGUAUAUGGAUGAUCGCGGCACCCCGCUGAACAAGGUGCCCUCCAUCCAGAGCCGGGACGUGGACCUGUACCGACUCUUCCGGGCGGUGCAGAAGCGCGGUGGCUACAAUCGCGUCACCUCCCAGAACCAAUGGAAGCUGAUCGCCGUCCGGCUGGGAUUCACGCCCUGCACCGUCAGCGUCAUGAAUCUCGUGAAGCAGGCGUACAAGAAGUUCCUGCAGCCCUACGGCGACUUCCACCGCAAGCUGGGCUGCUCCAUGCUGAUGACCUCCCGCAACUCCAACCGCAGCAAGGGCCGGAGCCUGGUGCGGGCCAACUCGGUGGCCUCGCCGAAGCCCACGGAAACCACAAAGACCGAAACCAUUAGCAAGCUCGCCCAGCCGAAUCAGUUGGCCAGCACCUCCAGCUCAGCCUCGGCGGCAGCAGCCUCCACGCCGGCCAGGGCGGCCUCCACGGCGUCCCAGUCGGCGGCCGAGGAGUCGGAGAACACGAGCGAAUCCAGCGUGGUGGUGGAGCCCACCACCAAGAAGCAGCGCAAGGGCUCGGCGGCCAGCAGCCAGCAGGGCAAGGUGAAGAGUCUGGUGGAGAAGUACGAGGAGAAGUCAUCCACGGGGCCACCAGGGUCUGGAGCCGGCGCGGCACGAGGAGCAUCGCCGGCAGCGGCCACAGUUCAGGCCUCCACUGGCACGGCUGCCACAGCCUCGGCAUCGGCAGCAGGAGGCACAUCCUCUGCCAGCGGAUCGGCCGCUACUGGAUCGUCCAGCAAGGACACGGAGGCGGACCUGCCGCUGGCCAAGAUUAAAGCGGCUGCUGCAGCCGCGGCGGCCACCAGGAACAGUGCCGAAAAGGAGACCAACAUCAGCUCCGGCAGCAGCGCCUCCGCCUCCAGCAAGGCCAACUCCACGGAGCUGCAGCGCAGUCGAGAUGCCUCGCCGUCGGUUCCUGGAGCCCCUUCAGCCACAGCCCCUCCGGCCGCAUCCCAGCCCACCUCAACCAAGAAGGAGAAGCACCAGCGGACCAAGCAGGCCGACAAAGAUAAAGACAAGGACAAGGACAAAGACAAGGAGAAGGAUAAGGAUAAGGAGAAGGACAAAGACAAGGACAAGGACAAGGAUAAGGAGGAGAAGCAGACGGCGGGCAGCGGAAAGCGCAAGAAGGAGAAGAUCAGCGUGGAGAAGAUCGACACCGGCGACUUUGUCGUGGGCAUCGGGGACAAGCUGAAGGUCAACUACCACGAGAAGAAGUCGCCCAGCUCCCACGGCAGCACCUACGAGGCGAAGGUCAUCGAGAUCAGCGUCCAGAGGGGCGUGCCCAUGUACCUCGUCCACUACACCGGCUGGAAUAAUCGCUACGACGAGUGGGUGCCCCGCGAGCGCAUCGCCGAGAAUCUCACCAAGGGCUCCAAGCAGAAGACGCGCACAGUGAGCACCUCCUCGGCCAACAGUGGCAGCGGCGGCGGUGGUGGAGGAUCCGGCGGCGGUUCUGGAGGAGGAGGCGGCGGAUCAGGUGGCAGCGGAGGAGGAGGCGGCUGCGGCACUGGCUCUCUUUCGGGGCAACAGCCGCCAGGACCAGGUGACAAGCAACUAUCAGGAAAGGAUGGCAGUUCGAAGAUUCCACCGUCGGCUGGGGUGUCCGCCUCAGGAGGAGCGGCCACCGGAACAGGAGCCCCCAACAUGGGCGGAGUCAUCUCCACGCCCGCCUCGAUCUCCGGCGGGGUGCUGAAGACGCCCAACAGUGCCAACUCCGGCAAUAGCAGCACCGCCAGCGGAGCCAAGCGAGGCCGCGGACGCAGUGACUCCAUGCCGCCGCGUUCCACGACCCCGUCCUCAGUGGUCUCUGGGGCCAGUCGCACCAAAUCGCCAGCUGCCUCCCAGCCACAGCUCCAGCAGCAGAAGAAGCGGCCCACUCGCGUCCCGCCGAGUGCUGCGAAUCCGCGCCGUCCGUCGGACGCGUCCAUGGCCACCGAAUCGGACUCGGACUCGGAUGAGCCGGUACGGCGUCCCAAGCGGCAGAAUGCCAAGGAGAAGCCCACACCCGUGGGCAAGGCUCAUGCUGCCCAGUCGUCUGGAAAGGCGGGGAGAGUGGCGACCGUGACAGCACCGCCGCGAAAUGCCAGCGACGACUCAGACGCCGACGAGGAGGAGGACUCGACCGCGGCAGGGGCAGGAGGAGCAAGCGGACCUGCGCCAGAGCCGGCCAAACAACCGCGGGGAUCCCGAGCCGGCGGCAAUCGCGCCAUGAGCAGUGGCGCCGCUUCCACCAAAGGCCGCGACUAUGAUCUCAGCGAGAUUCGCUCGGAACUGAAGGGCUUCCAGCCCCAGUUGCUGACGGGCGAGGAGCGCAAGGACGUGGUGGUGAAGAGCGAACCCAGCACAGAGCCGGGACAGGAGGCGGUCAAGAAGGAGCCCAAGGUGGAGUCCUCGGCGAAGAGCAGCUCGACCGAGCUGUCCUCGGAAACGGAGUCAUUUGUGGACGAGGACUCGCAGUCAUCGGACUAUCGCAAGCAGCCCAAGAUGGGGGCCAAGAAGGAGCCGCCACGGAAGCUCUCCCAUCACGCGGAGCAGCAGGUGUCCAAGCGGGAGGAGCAGCCCCAUGCGGCCGUCAAAGCGGAGCCCAAGGUGGAACCGAAACAAGAGGCUGAGGAGGCGACCAAGCCAGGGAAGCCCUUCCUCUCCGGGCCGGACAUAAAGCCCACCACCUCCAGCCUGAUAGCCCCGGCCAGAUUCGGAACCAACUUGGGAGCCAGUGGUAUCAGCAGUAGCAGCGGCCCAUCCGUAUCGGCCAAGUACACCUCGGUGAUAGUGGAGAAGCCGCUGACCGUGGGCGGCAAGAAGUCCGGAGAACAGCAUUCCGCGAAGAAGGCCGAGCUGCUGAAGAAGCCGACGGGAGCCGGAGCAAGUGGCGCCGCCAUGGAGGCCAAGAAGUUCGCCGAGCCGGUGGCCAGUCUGAAGGUGGAGCUGCCGGCGGCCUGCUCGCCCUCCUCCUCGUCCUCGUCCUCCAGCUCGUUCUGCUCGAGUGCCUCCGGCGGCAGCUCCAGCUCGGCCACUCGAUCUCUGCCGGACAUGAGCAAGCUGGAGAUCAGCAGUGGCACUGCAGCUGCAGCGCCAGGUGCUGCGCCCGGUCCAUCGACCUCCCAGCCCCCGAACCCACCAGCCGCCAGCUCCAAGGAGAGCAAGUACAGCAGCAGUAGCAGCAGCGCCGCCGCCACCACCUCCGCCGGCUCGUCCGGCCUGGGCAUGAGCAAGUCGCUCUCCUCGGACGUGUACGAGUUCAAGGACACGGAACCGUUCGAGUUCGAGAAGCGCAUCUCGCCCAUGGCCGGAGCUACCGGAGGGGGCUCGGGAUCGGUGCUCGUGCCCACUGCUCCGGCCGCGCCACCAUCGGUGUUCACCACCAUAAUGGCCACGGUGGUCGGUGGCAUGCCCAGGAAGCAGACCCUCAAGUCGAUCCAACCGGCUGGCCAGGAGCCUCACCAGCUGCCGCCCGCCGCCGCAUACAGCGGACUGUCCGGGGGCCAGGCCCCCACCAAGAUCAAGAAACGAGGCUCGCCGCUGAAGGAGCCGCCGCAAGGCCUGGAGAAGCCCAAGAUCUACAAGCUGGACAAGGAGCAAGUGCAGCAGCAGCAACAGCAACAACAGCAGCAGUCGCCGCCCAAUCUGAAGGUGAACCAGCCAGCUGGACCAGUGGGCACCCAAAUCAAGGUACACACCACGCCGCCGGGAGCCGGAGGUGGAGGAGGUAUUCCGGGUGCGUCCAGUCCCGCCCAACUGGCGCCGCCACAUCAUGCCACGCCCUUCGAUGCCCUCCGCAAGUCGCCCAGCUUCAAUCUGAACAUCCUGGCUCUGAACGAGGAACUCGCCCAGACGGUCCAGGAAACCACGAGGGCCCUCACGGAUGCCCUGCAGCCGCCGGGACCACCGCCGCCAGCCACGCCACCAGCCAGUGGCAGCAGCAGCAGCAGCAAUGUGCCACCAAUAUCGCCCGUGGCCCCUCCCGUGAUUGCCGCACCCCUGGCCCCGUCCUCCGGCCCGAUAUGUCCCAGUACGCCGCCCGCGGGCGGAGGCACCGCCACACCCAAACUCAGCACACCGCCCAAUCCCGUGAAGCCGGCACCAGCGCCCCACAUUGUGGGCAGUCCCUUCAUCGAGACCCGCAACGUCUUCGAGCUGAGCACCUCCAACGAGGGCAGCGGCUACAGCUCCGGCGAGGGCUCCAAGGACAACAAGCUGGAGCAGCUGGAGAACGUGAAGAUCCUGCUGGCGGGAGCGACGGCCGUGUUCGGCCUGGAUGCGGGGGCGGGCAAGCAGAAGACCACCUCCAUAGCGGACAAGGUGCUGAAGGCGAUCAGCCAGAAGAAGGAGGAGGUGGAGCAGAACAAGAGCAAGCCGCCGGUUGCGGUGCCAGUGCCACCGGUGGUGGAGAUGCCGGCGAAGAUUACCGCGGCAUCGGGCGGAACAGCGGGAGGAGCAACCGGAACGGGAGCAGCAGCUGGAGGAGCAGCAGCAUCGGCAGCUGGAGGAGGAGCUGAUGUGCAGUCGGCGCCACCGACAGCCGCUGUGGUGGUGCCGUGGGAGACCAUGAUGCUGCCCCUGAAGAUCCAAACAGCCGGCCCGCUUCUGGGCGAGAUCUAUCGACCCGGCCCGGCCACCAGCAGUCCCGAGACCAAGUCCAUUCUGGAGUCCUCGCUGCCGGCGAAGAACAGCGAGCUGAGCGAGACCAUCCAGAAGCUGGAGUGCGCCAUCCAGCAGCGCAAGACGCCGGUGGGCGGCGCCCUCUCCCUGGCCAGCUCCACGGCCGGCACACCGCCGGCAGCCAACACCCCCAACUCCACGGUGACGGCCGGCGCCGGCGGCUUCUCGGACGAGUCCAUGGACAGCACCGAUUCGGAGCAGCGGCUGGUCAUCGAGGAUGUGAUUGCCGAGGAGCAGACAACGACGACGACGACGGGCGAGCAGAAGAGUCCCGGCUCCGGGCAGGAGGAUGGCCAGAACAUUUCCACCCUGACGGCGGAGACGGAGGCCACCAGCAGCAGCGACCCGGCUCCCGUGAAACUGGACGUGGGCGGCAAGGCGCAGCCCGGCAUCCAGGCACCCAUUCCGGUCAAGCUGACGGAGAGUUCCUUCGCCGGCAAGCUGUCGGCGGUGACGCAGCAACCACCGCCCCUGGCCAAGCUCCAGGCAUCCGAGGCGGAGGCAUCCAAGGCCAAGGGCAGCCUUAGCUCCUUCGGCAUCCCCAUAGUGCUGCCCGAGAUUCCCGCCUCCGUGGUGGUGGCCACGCCAGCCCUAAUGGUGGCCUCCACGGCGGCGGCCGAGUCCUCCGAGGCGGCAAUGGCGGCGGCGAUGGCCACCGUGAUGCGUCACAGUCCCGGAUCUCCGGCUCAGGCCUUGGCCUCGCCCAAGGGCUUCCAGCCAUCCCCAAAACUGGCCGAAUCCCCGGCUGGCGGUCUGCUCCUGAAGACCUAUUCCACUCCCAUGGGAUCGGGACUGAUUGCCGGAGUUACGGGAGUGGCAGCCGGAGUAGCCACAUCCGGAGCACCUGCAGCCGCGACGAGCUUCCAGCAGGAUCAACCGAUGCCCGCCGAAAUCCCCACCAGCUACAUAGCCGACCAGGAUGCCGGAGAGACUUCCAGCACCAGCUCCCCGGUGGUGGCGCGCCCCUUCGUCAUGCACGCCGUGGGCAAGGAGAUCUUCGGCAAUGUGGUGGCGCCCGCGGCCAGUUCUCCGCUCAUCAGCGAUCCCCACAACGAGUCCAUCAACCUGCUCUGCGAGGAGACGAUUCCGGGCAGCCCGGCGCCCCUCUACGGCGGCAAGGACGACCAGCUGACCAACCCGGCUUUGGCCGGACUCUCGGGCAUAGCUCCCCUGCCGCCCGACACUCCGCCGCCGGGAGCCGUGCCCGCCAUCCAGCAACAGAUCCAGAUCCAAACCACCAAUCCCCAGCAGUCGACGGCGGCCGCAACGGGUUCGGAAGUGAUUCCUUCGGCGGCGACCAGCUCGCCGGACUCGGCCAGCCAGGACGAGAGCGGGGAGGAGACCAAGAAGCACGCCGAACUGGAGCACGACCUGGAGGCGGGUGGAAUGGGCGUCCUCAACAAGAGGAAGCGCACCCGCAAGCAGGUUCCCCUCAGCCAGGCGGCCCAGGCUGCGGUCGCCGCUCAGCUGCAGUCGCUGAGCAAGCGCCGCCGCCAAGUGUCCGGCAUGCGCAACCAGAAGACCGCCACGGCCACAGCCGGCUCCGACACGGAUGACAAUUCGGACAACCUGGCGCCCAGUUCCGGGCAGACGCAGCAGCGGCAGAGUGCACGCCAGCAGCUGAUGCCGCAGAGCAAUCCCCAACAGCAGCAGCAGCAGCAGGCCCAGGCCCAGCACCUGGCCCAGCAGCAGGCGGCGCUGCAGGCUUCCCUGGCCAGCAGCCAGUCGGGAGUGCGUCCGUGCCCCUACAACUUCCUCGUGGAGCUAGAUCCCGCUCUCAGCUCCGACGAGUGCAUCACCAUUCUGCGCAAGCAGAUCCAGGACCUGAGGAAGGCCUACAACACCAUCAAGGCGGAGCUCUCCGUCAUCGAUCGGCGGCGGAAGAAGCUGCGGCGGCGGGAGCGCGAGAAGAAACAGCACCAGUUGCAGAGCCAGCAGCAGGGCAAGGUCUGUGCCUAAUCCCGGCCAGAACCGGCAACAUACAUUACAAAGAUCACAUUGUAUAAAGCCUCGAAGUGGUGACUUUUUUUUGGAUGCCUAGUGUGUAGAUCGUAAUGAACUAGUCUUAAGCGCAAUAACCAUGUUCGAACCGAAACCGAGAGAGGUUUCCAAAAAAUACAUUUCGUAAGAUGUA